Molecule: messenger RNA, 933 nt
Organism: Acanthosepion pharaonis
Lineage: Eukaryota; Metazoa; Mollusca; Cephalopoda; Sepiida; Sepiidae
Source: the annotation of a GenBank genome assembly
AUGACCAUUGCAAUUAAGCACAAGCGGCCGAACAAAAGUUACAACCUACGAAUAUUCCUUCUUCUUCUUCUUCUUCUUCUUCUUCUUAUUAUUAUUAUUAUUAUUAUUAUUCUUCAUUUUAACCCCCUCCUCCUUCUUCGUCAAUUUCUUCUUUUUCUCUCUCUUCAUCAUUUUGUUGUUGUUGGAGAAGAAGAAGUAGAAUUUAUAUUAAAGCCUACGAAUAUUCCUUCUUCUUCUUCUUCUUCUUCUUCUUCUUCUUCUUCUUCUUCUUCUUCUUCUUCUUCUCUGUCCUGCCAUUUACCCAUAGCAGAGGGAAGAUUCGAAAAAAACACAACUUCCUUCUGUAAGUGGGACAUCGUAUCACAAUCUAUCUAUCUAUCUAUCUAUCUAUCUAUCUAUCUAUCUAUCUAUUCAAAUAUCGUUCUUUUUCGCUUCAUACUUUCGGUUUAUGUGUCUGUCUUUUUCUCCUGCCUUCCGUCUCACUUCAAUGUCCUUCUCUCAAGCUUCAUCUACGGUUUUCUGUGGCCCGACAGCGUCUCUCUUCGUCUCAUUGAUCACGUGUCUCUGUUUGUCCUUAUUCUUGAUGUUUCUUUGUCUCCCUUUUUUCCCGAUUUCUGCCUCACUUCAGCGUCUCUCUGUCCACCCUCAUCUAUUCUUUUCUGUGGCACGGCAACGUCUUUCUUCGUUUCAUUCUUCAUGUCUCUCUCUUUUUCGUUAUUUAAUUUUUUUCCAUGUUCCAAGGGUGUCUCUUUUUGGUCCAUUCUUCAUGUUUCUCUCUGUCUGUCUGUCUUUUUCUACCGCUUUCUGUGUAACGACAGCAUCUCCCUUCGUCUCAUUCUUGAUGGUCAUCCAUCUCUCUUUUCUUUCUGCGACUCAACAGUAUCUCUCUUCGAUUCAUUCUUCGUGUUUCUGUCUUUCUUUUUCUCCUUCUAG